Messenger RNA from Acanthamoeba castellanii str. Neff, 789 nucleotides. Its product is annotated as DJ1/PfpI superfamily protein. The coding region runs from base 1 to 789 and encodes 262 amino acids. NCBI's taxonomy places the organism in Eukaryota, Discosea, Longamoebia, Acanthamoebidae. The record is from RefSeq and is a predicted model, not a curated record. The transcript has 9 exons.
AUGAGCACUGCACGCAGCGUACUGGUCGUCCUGAGCGGCGCCAAGGACAUUAACCUGAAGAGCGGCAAGUCUCAAGAGACGGGCUUCUUCCUGUCCGAACUCUAUGUGCCUCUGAACAUGCUGGAGCGGGCCGGAUACAGGCCCAUUUUCACGAACCCGACUGGAGAGACUCCUAACAUGGAUCCGCUCUCCGAUCACAUGGUGUGGUUCGGCGCUCCGGGCGAGUACAACAAGGCCAAGGCCUGGCUCAAGGACCACCUCGAAGAACAAUCGGAGGGAAGCCUGACUCGGCCCAUUCCGUUCUCGGCGUGGGGCGAGGCUGACCUCUUGCCCAUCGACGGCCUCUUCGUGCCCGGCGGUCACGCUCCGAUGGUCGAUCUGCAUAACAACCAGAAUCUGGGCUACAUCAUCCACCACUUCCACAGGCACGCCAAGCCCUCCGGCCUGAUUUGUCAUGGACCCGUGGCCCUGCUUUCGGUCAAUCUCGCCAUUCCCAUGGACCAACACUGGCCAUACACGGGGUACAAAAUGACCGCCUACUCCGAUAAAGAGGAAGCCUUCAACGAACUGCUGUGGAGAGACCGCUUGCAGUUGCAUGUUGAAGACGCGCUCAAAGAUGCAGGAGCCCGGUACGAGGCGCGCUGGCCGUUGCUGCCAAACGUGGUCGAGGACAGGGAGCUCAUCACGGGCCAGGGGCCAACCUCGGCCUGGCGGUUCGGCGAGGCCCUCCUGGCCGCCCUCAACACCUACGACCUCUCUCGAGUCCAGUCCACGCCCUCUGUCCAUUGA